AUGGCGAGCCUCAUCAUGAGCCUCCCAUCGAUACUCCAGGCGCCCACUGCCGGUGAGGCCCUGUCGGGAAUCUUUGGCAGCGUCUCUCUGACGGCCUGGAUAUGCCUCCUCCUCCCGCAAUUAAUCGCAAAUUACAAGUCCAAAUCUGCCGACGCGCUGUCCAUGAAAUUCCUCCUCAUCUGGCUCCUCGGUGACAUUGCCAACCUCUCUGGCGCGCUCUGGACUUCCCUCGCCCCCUCCUCGAUCGCUCUCGGCAUGUACUUUUGUGUCGCCGACUUGAUCCUCAUCACCCAGUGCACCUACUACAACACCAUCAACGCCCGCCGGCGCGCACGCGAACAGCACCACCACCACCCUGGUCACCGCAGGCACUCCCACCGCCACCCCUCUGCCGACUCUGACACCACCGCAGUGGAAGACACCCCGGCCAACGAGGAAACACCCCUUGUAACCGAACACCGCCGCCCCAGGUCCGACUCCCAGACCCUCCUGCCCGGCUCCCACAGACGCCACUCCACCCACCGCCGCCGCCGCUCGUCUAACCUCGACCCGUUGACUAGAAUCAUAACCGGCGAGGACGACACCCCUGACUCCAACCCAUGGCUUCACAACGCCCUCUCCCUUCUAGCCGUGUGGGUGGUAGGCGGAGCAGGGUGGUUCGUCUCCUACCGGAUGGGUGCAUGGGACUCCCCAGACGUUCCGGUCGACACCGAUCCCAUCUCUGCUGAACCACAGGCGAUUAUCGGGAUGGUGUUGGGCUACAUCUCGGCUGUUUGUUAUCUCUGUGCGCGCAUCCCCCAAAUCAUCAAAAACUACAAGGAGAAAUCGUGCGAAGGCUUGGCCCUGCUGUUCUUUUUGCUCUCCCUAACAGGCAACUUCACCUAUGGAGCCAGCGUGAUGAGUUACAGCCAAGACAGGGACUACCUCCUCAGGGCCCUACCGUGGCUACUCGGGAGUUUUGGGACGAUCGUCGAGGACGGGGUCAUUUUUGUGCAGUUUCGGAUAUACUCCAAGGGGAACCAAGCCGGGCAGCAGAGUAAAAGCGUUGGGGGCACGGCUUGA
This is a messenger RNA of Podospora anserina S mat+, 1062 nucleotides long. RefSeq lists its product as uncharacterized. The record is from RefSeq and is a predicted model, not a curated record. Gene Ontology annotation, biological process: basic amino acid transmembrane export from vacuole. NCBI's taxonomy places the organism in Eukaryota, Fungi, Ascomycota, Sordariomycetes, Sordariales, Podosporaceae. The coding region runs from base 1 to 1062 and encodes 353 amino acids. The transcript has 2 exons. Gene Ontology annotation, cellular component: fungal-type vacuole membrane.